AUGACCAACUCUGAACAAUCGGCUCCCUCUUCAAGUCCCCAAAAUUCUUCCGGCGAGCUGAGUCCUGUGGAUAUAUAUUUCCACCAAUUAUCAUCAAUAGAUCUCGAAGUGUUCAAAGAAUUGCCACCGGUCUGCUCAGACCUCGAUCAAACUAUCGUUCAAGCAAUCAUGACCGAUGUUUGCAAGUUUAAGCGCGCAGGAUUCCAGUGCAUCAAGAGCACCAAGAAGACCCCACGGGCAUCUCUGCCUUUACAAUCGGACUGGCUCAAGAUGAUCGGAGAGAGUGGGAAUUCAUCUGAGGGUCUGGAGCAGGUUGUCGGAAAGGUUCUGGAUGAUCCCCAGGCAACGAUACGCCCACCUAAACGCAAGAAUUAA
Molecule: messenger RNA, 375 nt
Organism: Puccinia triticina
Lineage: Eukaryota; Fungi; Basidiomycota; Pucciniomycetes; Pucciniales; Pucciniaceae
Exons: 3
Coding region: 1-375 (124 amino acids)
Source: RefSeq, a predicted model, not a curated record